AUGGGCCAGCCCAAUCGGAAGCGAUCGCUCUCUUCCUGUGCGUUUGGUCGACAUUUCGACGCAAAGAGCGUCAAAUAUGAUUUUCCCUGGCCGCCUCUCUGCCGCUGCCGCCGACGAAGAAAGCAAGCGCCGUCCCCGUCCCCGUCCCCGUCGCCGCCGCCGCCGCUGCCGCUGUCGCCAGCCCCUGCCGCUGUUAGGGGGGCGAUAAAAUACCGGAGCAUGUACUCGCGGCGGAGGCUGCUCUCGCUCCUGCAGAACGCUCGCCUCGCCCCCGCAGGUCGUCUCGCCGCCGCGCCGCCUUCGAGGAGCUUCAGCCUGCCCCGCGCGGCCGACGGCGCGGCCUCCACCGCAGGUUCCAGUGAUGGUCACUUCAGUUGUAAGGGCUCAACAUAUGCCGCUAUACUGAUUGGGCAAGCAGCUGUUGUUCUUGGCCUGAGCAGCAACUCUGUAUUGGCUCAGGAUGAUUCGACCGCUCCAGCAGUUACAAGUGAGGAAGCUGAUGUAAAUGUUACCGGCCUACGUCGUAUUGAAGAUGGUUCGGUGAUCUCCAAUGAACACACGAUCAAAUGGAGAAUGUGCACCGAUAAAGCACGAGAGUUUUUCCUGCAAGCAAGUAUCUCAUUAUCAUUACCUUCAUCUGAACCACCUUUUGGCAUUAAUCCUUUUUCUGAGGAAAAAAAUCUUAGUACUACAUUAUAGUUUCCUUCUCUGUUGAAACAUAAUUCUCUUUAUUAUUCUUGUUUCCCGAAA
Molecule: messenger RNA, 750 nt
Organism: Hordeum vulgare subsp. vulgare (domesticated barley)
Lineage: Eukaryota; Viridiplantae; Streptophyta; Magnoliopsida; Poales; Poaceae
Exons: 3
Coding region: 1-699 (232 amino acids)
Source: RefSeq, a predicted model, not a curated record